ACACACUCACUCAUCCGUACAUGUAACAUUCCACGGUGUGCGAUUGGCUGCGGUUGUAGAUUUUGGUUGGUGGAAACCAUUGAAAAUGUCUUUCCUAUUAUGUCUUAGGGAAGUAACAUUUUAGUUUAAUGCAUUUCGUCGGUCUAUAAUUCUUAGGAUAAGAUACUAUCUCUGCCCUUUGAAAUGGUUUCCUUGUCUUCUCCUACCAUGUUCAGCCUCAUUCACUUUAUCAUGGGUUUCCUCACAUUUUCUACUGUUCAUUCAGUACUUGAGUGUUACACGUCCAUCUUCAGCUUCGGCGACUCGCUUGCCGACACUGGCAACUCAAUUCGUGAAUCCAAUUGGGCCAGCGACGCGGGCAAAUUCCCAUAUGGAGAGACGUACUUCCAUCGUCCCACUGGCCGGUUCUCAGAUGGACGACUGAUCAUAGACUUCAUUGCCGAAGAACUCGGACUUCCAUAUGUGCCUCCGUAUCUUGGGGGUUCCAGCGAUGGAGAUUUUCGUCAAGGAGUGAAUUUUGCGUUUGCAGGAGCUACGGCACUCGAUGCUGCCUUCUUCCAAGAGAGAAGGAUUCCUAACGAGUACACAAACAACUCUUUGGGAAUUCAGCUGGGAUGGUUCGAAGAUCUGUUGCCUUCUCUCUGCUCCAAUCCACCAGGUUGUGGAGACAUUUUUAAAAAGUCGCUGUUUCUUGUGGGAGAGAUUGGAGGUAACGAUUACAACUACCCUUUUUUACAACGAAGGAGCUUAGAAGAGAUCCAGACCUUCGUACCUCUGGUCAUCAAUGCCAUCGGAUCAGCCAUCGACAUGUUGAUCAAGUACGGGGCUAGGACGCUUGUGGUCCCUAGUAACCUACCCAUCGGCUGCUCGGCAGAAUAUCUAACGGUCCUUGAGAGCCAGAAGAAGGAAGACUAUGACCCUCUUACCGGGUGUCUCACGUACUUGAACAAAUUCUCUGAGUAUCACAAUCGCCUACUGCUGCAGGAGAUGGAUCGAUUGCGGGCACAGCAUCCACAUGCUACCAUCAUCUAUGCCGAUUAUUACAAUGCUGCAAUGCGCUUCUACCGCUCUCCGGACCAUUUUGGAUUCAAUGGCGGGGCUCUUAGGGCAUGCUGUGGAGGAGGUGGGCCAUACAAUUGCAACAUGACGAUCAAGUGUGGGUACCGUGGGGCUACAGUGUGCGACAAUCCCUCAUCAUAUGUGGCCUGGGAUGGAAUUCACCUAACGGAAGCGGCAUACAGAUGGAUCGCUGAUGGUUUGAUAAGAGGACCAUUUUUCAGUCCUUCCAUCACAACCCCAUGUCUGUCAUUGGGCAGCCAUGACCAUCCUUAUUACGAGUAAUAAAACAUGGGUGUGCAGUCACUUCAAGAAAAUGUUAGGAUGCUACCUUCCGAAUUUGGUGAAUUUAUAUUGUUUAAUGCUUCAUGGCUUAGCAGUAAACAGACUGUGUUUUCAA
Messenger RNA from Magnolia sinica, 1456 nucleotides. Its product is annotated as GDSL esterase/lipase At1g31550-like. The record is from RefSeq and is a predicted model, not a curated record. Lineage: Eukaryota; Viridiplantae; Streptophyta; Magnoliopsida; Magnoliales; Magnoliaceae. The coding region runs from base 184 to 1341 and encodes 385 amino acids. The transcript has 5 exons. Gene Ontology annotation, molecular function: hydrolase activity, acting on ester bonds.